Messenger RNA from Entamoeba histolytica HM-1:IMSS, 2052 nucleotides. Its product is annotated as long-chain-fatty-acid--CoA ligase, putative. The transcript has a single exon. The coding region runs from base 1 to 2052 and encodes 683 amino acids. The record is from RefSeq and is a predicted model, not a curated record. Gene Ontology annotation, molecular function: long-chain fatty acid-CoA ligase activity. Lineage: Eukaryota; Evosea; Mastigamoebida; Endamoebidae. Gene Ontology annotation, cellular component: plasma membrane; endoplasmic reticulum; lipid droplet. Gene Ontology annotation, biological process: long-chain fatty-acyl-CoA metabolic process; long-chain fatty acid metabolic process.
AUGAUAGGCAUAGUAGUCACUUCUUUUAUUAUUGUGAUUUGUACUAUAUUAUUCUUUUUAAGAAAGAAACCACUCCCAAAAGAGAAAUUUGGGUGUUGGGUUGGUGAAGCACACCCACAUGAAACAAGAGUAAGAAGAGAUAUUAUUGGAAAGGACAAAUUAAUUGACCGACCAGAUCAAGGAUAUACUACAUUAUAUCAACUUAUAGAAUCUUUUCCAACUAAAGGACAAGACCAUUUAAUUGGAUAUAGAGAAGUUAUAGAAAAAGUUCCAUUUAAAACAGUAAAGACUAUGGUACAAGGAAAAGAAAUAGAAAAGACAAUGUAUAAAUAUAAAAUGAGUGAUUAUAAGUAUAUGUCUGAUAAACAAUAUUAUGAAUAUAUUCAUAAAUUAGCUAAUGGAAUAUAUUCUCUUGGAUAUAGAAAAGGAGAUAAAAUAGCUAUAUUUUGUGAAACUAGAUAUGAGUGGAUGGCAUUUGUUCUUGCUUGUGCUUGUAGAGGAAUUAUAGUUGUUACUGUUUAUGCUACACUUGGAGCUGAUGCUGUAGAUGUUGCAUUAAAAGAAACAAACGUAAAAGGAGUUUUAGUUUCAGAAGAAACAUAUGAAAAAACAAUUCAGUUGGAUGUUUAUAAGUCAAUUAAAUUAAUAAGUUGUGACCCAUUAGAAGACACAACAAUUCCAACACUUUCAUCUAUUUUAGAUGCACCAAAAGUUGAAGAUGAUAUUCCAAAAGAAGAAGAUAUAGCAAUGAUUUUAUAUACAUCAGGAACAGCAAAAGAGCCAAAAGGAGUAGUUGUAUUACAUAAGAAUUUACUUUGUAUUACAUAUUCAUAUAAUCAUAUAAUGGGAUAUUCAAAUAAAACACGAUACAUUUGUUAUUUACCAUUAGCUCAUAUUUUUGAAUUAACAAUUGAAUUUUGUAAUUUAGUAUAUGGAGGAUGCUUAGGAUAUUCUUCUCAAAGAACAUUAACAUCAACAUAUAUGUAUGAUAGUGAAUGUGAUAUGAUUGCAUUUCAGCCAUCAUUUAUGAAUGGAGUACCAACAGUAUUUAAUAGAAUAAGAAAAGUUGUAACAGAUAAAAUAGAAAAAUCAUCAUGUAUAGUUAGAUUUUUAUUUAAUAUAGCAUUUCAAUUUAAAAAGAAAUUUUAUGUUGAUUAUCAAUUAAGACCAAGAUAUUUAUUUAUUCCAUUUAUUAAACUCUUUGAUUCUCUUGUCUUUAAAAAGAUUAAAGAAGAAAUUUUUGGUAAAACUUUAUUUGCUGUUAUUAUGGGAGGUUCUCCUUUAUCUGAUGAUCUUCAAGAAUAUCUUCAAGUUAUUCUUGCAGGUGUAGAUAUUAUGCAAGGAUAUGGUAUGACUGAAGCUUGUGGUCCAGUUUCAAAUAUGCUUCAUGGAGAUUUUGCUUAUAAAACUAUUGGAGUAUUAUAUCCACAUUUUGAGGCUAAAUUAAUUGAUGUAGAGGAUAUGGGAUAUACUACUGAUAAAGAAAUACCACAAGGAGAAUUAUUAUUAAGAGGACCUGCUUUAUUUAAAGAAUAUUUUAAUAGACCAGAAGAAACGAAAAAUUCAUUCACUGAAGACGGGUGGUUUAAAACAGGAGACAUCGCACAAAUUACACCUUCAGGAAGAAUUCAAAUUAUUGACAGAAAGAAAAAUUUAGUUAAACAACCAUGUGGAGAAUAUAUUUCAUUGGAAAAAGUAGAAAUGGUUUAUAAUUUAUCAAAAUAUUGUGAUAUGUUUUGUGCUAUUGCUAAUCAAUAUUAUGACUUUACAGUCGGAUUAAUUGUCCCUAACAAACAAUUAAUGGAAGAAUUUGCUCUUGAAAAAUCUAUUAAACUUGAAGAUGUAUUUAAAAAUAGUGAAUUCCAUGAUAUUGUUAUGAAAUCUUUACGUGAAGUUGAUUCUUCUUUAUCUUCUCAUGAAAAAAUUAAAAAUUUCUAUUUGGUUGAAGAUGAAUGGUCAGCAGAAAAUGGUAUAUUAACUGCUGCUUUGAAAUUAAAAAGAAAUUUCAUACAAAAGAAAUAUGAAAAUGUCAUUAAACAAUUAUUUAAUUGA